Betta splendens (Siamese fighting fish) is the source of this 1947-nucleotide messenger RNA. RefSeq names its product interferon regulatory factor 2 binding protein 2b (gene irf2bp2b). Gene Ontology annotation, biological process: regulation of transcription by RNA polymerase II. Bases 303 to 1658 code for a protein of 451 amino acids. Gene Ontology annotation, cellular component: nucleus. Gene Ontology annotation, molecular function: transcription corepressor activity. NCBI's taxonomy places the organism in Eukaryota, Metazoa, Chordata, Actinopteri, Anabantiformes, Osphronemidae. The transcript is spliced from 2 exons. The record is from RefSeq and is a predicted model, not a curated record.
CGUGACAUAAGACACGCAUGGCGCAUGCGCCCGAGGCGGUCGUCGAAGAACCCAGUAAAUAGAGUCCGAGGGCACGAGCUACCGUCUGCGCUUACGUCACGAGCCCACGUCGAGAGCUCGAGCUGAGUUGUAGGAACUGGCUUAGACGGAGACGCGUCGAGGAAACGGACGCAGCGACGAUGGCCCGCGGCCGCUGAGUGUCGGCUGCUUGCGACGGAAAACACCGACGGCCCCUGCUUCCAGCGAGGUCCACGCGCCGACGGACAUUUUGAGGCGCCGUGCUGCCGCUUCAGGGUCGCAACAUGUCGUCCGCGGCGGUGCCUGCCUCCAGAAGGCAGUCGUGCUACCUGUGCGACCUGCCCCGCAUGCCGUGGGCCAUGAUCUGGGACUUCACCGAGCCCGUGUGCCGCGGAUGCGUCAACUACGAGGGCGCGGACCGGAUCGAGUUCGUCAUCGACACCGCUCGGCAGCUGAAGCGAGCGCACGGCUUCCAGGACGGCCGCGCUCAGGGCGCGGGGAAGCCCCAGCACGCCGGGAAGGAGUUCGGCCACUCGGCCGGAGACGCGGGCGCCCGUGCGCCGCAGCCGCUGGAGCGGUACCCGCUGUGUGACCGGCCGCCCAGGCUGGGCCCGGAGUACCAGGCGGGCCGGCCGCUCAACGGCUUCAGCAAGCCGGACGAGCCCCCGGAGCUGAACCGCCAGAGCCCGAACCCUCGCAGGACUAGCGCGGUUCCUCCCAGCCUGGUGCCGCUGGUGAACGGCGGCCUCCCCGCAGGACACCCGCUCAGCGGCCGCUUCCCCGGGGCUCUGUCCGGGCAGGAGCACGGCAGGCGUCUGGAGAAGGAGGACAAGCACAGGCCGGACAGCCUGUCGGACCCGACCGACAGCCACAAGGACUGGAUCGGCAAAGGCAAGACGGUCCGGGACCUGAUGGCGCUGCACGCGUUCGACGGCAGGUUGAAGAAGGAGCACGCGGCCGUGCAGAGGGCGAUGGGAUGCGAGGCGGGCGCGUCCUCCAGAGCAGACAGGGGGAAGCAACCACGCAGCGUGAAGAGAAAGGCUUCUCCAGAGCUGGACCCCGAAGGCGGCGUCUCCAAGGUGAACGGUGCUGAUCCGUGGCUCCCGUCGCCCUCUGAGGUUCUGAAGGUUCCUCCGGUCGCUCUGCCCGGCUUCUCGUCCGCCCCCCCCUCCGCCAUCUCCCCACUCUCCCGCAUCACACCCCCUGAGGUUGCCACGGCGCAGAACGGCCAGUUGCCCGCGGCGACGCUCAUCCACGCCGGCGACGGCAGCCAGGUGCUGUCCAACAUGGCGGCCGCCAGCCCCCUGCCCCAGAGGGAGGGUUCUGUGGACCUCCACCGUCCCCCGAGCGGCCCGGACUCCUCGGCGGCGCCCGGCGGCGCCCCGCUGUGCUGCACCCUGUGCCACGAGCGGCUGGAGGACACGCACUUCGUCCAGUGCCCGUCGGCGCCGUCGCACAAGUUCUGCUUCCCCUGCUCCAGGGAGAGCAUCAAGCAGCAGGGGGCCACGGGUGAGGUUUACUGCCCCAGCGGAGAGCGCUGCCCGCUGGUCGGCUCCCACGUGCCCUGGGCCUUCAUGCAGGGGGAGAUCAGCACCAUCCUGGCCGGGGACGUGAAGGUGAAGAAGGAGAAGGACCCUUAAAGCGCUGCGUCCGACCCGAUCCGAGCACUGCGGCCGCAGCCGCAGCGGAGUGGAGCUGCUGCAGCCGAAGCCGGAGGCGGCGCCGCCCUGGAAACUGGAAGCUUUGCCCUUUCCACUACGUUGUUGUUUUUUUUUGGAAGAUGGCAGGUUUGUCCUCUGAACGGACUCACUGGCUUCAGCCUAGAAUGUGACUGCUGAGGAAAUGAACCAUGCUUUGCUUCUAGCUGUACAUGUCUGCACUUGUUUAAGAAGAAACUUGCUAAAUACAGUUUCAGCUCUUGUAAUAACA